Messenger RNA from Leptopilina boulardi, 3679 nucleotides. RefSeq names its product girdin-like. Gene Ontology annotation, molecular function: microtubule binding; dynein light intermediate chain binding. The record is from RefSeq and is a predicted model, not a curated record. Gene Ontology annotation, biological process: cytoskeleton-dependent intracellular transport; cytoplasmic microtubule organization. Gene Ontology annotation, cellular component: centrosome; cytoplasm. The transcript has 17 exons. The coding region runs from base 448 to 3222 and encodes 924 amino acids. Lineage: Eukaryota; Metazoa; Arthropoda; Insecta; Hymenoptera; Figitidae.
CCCAGGUACAUAAAGUUAUUAGUCGUCUUGAAAACCUCAGACUAUACUGAUCAGUGCUUACAACCUCAACACUUAUUUGUAAAUUAGUCCCCGUAUAGUGAGAAGUUACAAACCCCCUCAAAAGAAAACAAUUUUUUUCCAAUUUUUAUACACAAAAGUUAUUAAUUUUUUUUUAAAAUAAAAUUUACAACAAAUUUUACAAAAAAAAGAGUAUUGGUUAUUACUCUUAUUACAGUCAAAUAGUUCAUUUAAAUAAGUCAAUUACCAUUGACAGAAUAAAAUUUGACCGAAGAAAAAAAUUCGGUUUUUAGUUCAUAUUUAUUUAUUUAUUUAUUUAAGAAUUUAAUUUAAAUGAAUUUAUUUUCUUUUAAUUAUGAAAAGUGAUAAUUGAAUUUUUACAUAUUGUAUAUUUGUGAUUUGCCGGUGUUUCAAUUCGAAAAAAUAAAAAUGUCAUUAGAAAUUGAAGAAUUUCUAUCAGGACCUUUAGUCACUUGGUUUGUAAGUUGUCUGAGAGAUGCAAAUUUGUUGGUCUCAUAUGAUGAUCUCGUCGAUGGAGUUUUGCUUCAUGAUGUCUUUACUCAAAUAUGUCCUGAACCUUUUCAUAAUGAAAUCACAAAAGCCAAUGAAGAAUGGUUAUUGAGAUUAAAAAAUUUGGAAAAUAUUAUGGAAAAUAUUCAACAAUUUUAUCAAGAAACAUUGGGUCAAAUUAUAGUUAAAUUACCAAAUCUUGUUGGUUUGGCAAAAAAACCAGAAUUACACGUUGAAGAUAUGAAACAUUUAAUUCUUUUAAUUUUGGGUUGCGCUAUUCAAUGUCAAAUGAAAGAAACAUUUAUUUUGAAAAUUAAAAAUCUUGAUUUAGCAAUUCAAGAACAAAUUGUCCAUCUUAUUAAAUUGGUGACUGAGGAUCAGAGAAUUGUGAUUAAUGAAGAAUUAUUGUUGAAUAUUAAUGCAAAUGAUUUAUUUCCCCAAAUGAAAAAUUUGAUUGAAGAAAGAAAUUUAUAUCGCGAGAAAUUGAAGAAAUUUGAAUUAAAAGAAUUUGAUGUACACAAUAAUUCAAUGAUUCUAUCGAAAAGUGAUUAUUUUAGUAAGUCUGCAUUAAAUUCCACCGGUUAUUUUGAAAAUGAAGAAGAUCAAUCGUGUAAUGAAGUUGCCAAUUUAAAAUCUAAAGUGAGAAAAUUAAGGAACGAAUUAGAGGAAAAAUGUGAAUAUUUAAUGGAAUGUAAAGGAGAAGUUGAACACAAUACAAUUCUUAUUGCAGAACUUUAUGAAGAGAAUGAAAAAUUGAUGCUGGAAGCUCGAACUGCCAAAUCUUAUCGAGAUGAAUUGGAUGCUGCCAUUGAGAAAGCCGAGAAAGUUGAUCGUCUCGAAAUGGAAGUUACUCGUUAUCGGGAAAAAAUGAAUGAUAUUGAAUUUUAUAAAACCACCAUCGAAGAAAUUCGCGAAGACAAUAAAGUUUUAUUGGAGACGAAAGAGACUUUAGAAGAUGAAUUGAAAUAUCAGCGAAAACUGAAUGAGAAAAUUCCAAAACUUGAAACAGAAAUUGCAGAUUGUAAACAACAAGUUGAAAAAAUAACUACGGAGCGCACAGCUGAUAGAGAAAAAUAUCAACAGCUUCAAGAGGAAAAUAUUCAACUUCAAUAUUUAGUGAAAUCUAUGAAAGAUACAUCGAUUAUGGAAUCGGUUUAUGAUUCCGAUGAGCCUGGCAUUGCAAAUAAAUCAUUAUCAGAUCAGUUGACAAGCAGUGCACAGAAACAAGCACGAAAACUUGAAUUAGAAAAUCGACGUCUCUCGUCAAUUGUUAAAUCAAUGAAUGAGGAAAAAUCAUUUCAAAAAAGUCCUCAAAAAGGUGUUGUUGAUAUUGAAAAAGAGAAAAAGAACAUUGAAACAAAAUAUGCAUCAUUGAGUAAAAAAUAUGAGCGAUUAGUUCAUCAAAAUUCACAUUUGGAGCACAAUUAUAAAUUAGUGAAACAAGAAAAUAAACAACUUCAUAUUUCAUUAAAAAAACAACAAGAGGAACUUGAUGAUCAAAUUACAUUGGAAUUUCAACACGAUCAGCUCAGUAAAGAUUAUGUUAAUCGUUUACAUGAGAGGGAAAUUUUGAAAAAUAAUCUUAAAGAUGUUAAUAAUGAAUUAAAUUUACUUAAAGAAUCACACGAGAGUCUUAAAUUGGAUUACAGUAAUUUACAAAGUAAUCGAGAAAAUUUAGAUACGGAAUUAAGAAAUUACAAGAAUCUCAAGAAAGAACAUGCUAAAUUAAAGGAGGAUUUCAGAAAUAUGUUCGUAAAUUCAAAACUAUUAAUGGUUCAGCAAAAAUCAAUGGAGGAGAAAAAUGUUGGUGAAUUAAAUAAAUUAAAAAUUAAAGUAACUGAUAUGCAGGAUGAAUUAUCAACCAAAGAACAAAGAUGUUUGAGUUUGGAAUUUAAGAUAAACAAUAUAAAUCAACGUUGUGAGGAACUAAUGGAAAUGAAUGAUCAAUUAAAAAAUGAUCGACAGAAACUUAUGAAUUAUACACACGAUCUUACUCUUCAAAAUAAAGACUUUUUAGAGCAAACUUUAGAGGAAAAGGAUAAUUUUUAUCAGGAAAAAAAGAAUUUCAUAAAUACAAUAAAUCAGAUGAAUUGUCACGUGAGAAAAUUGGAAGAUAAAAUAAUGGAAUAUUACAAAAAUGCUCCCCCUUCGACAUGUAAUAAUAAUAACAAUAAUAAUAAUAAUAAAGGAAAAAGCAGCAAAACAAACUUUGUAUCAAAAAUGAUGAAAGCCAGUUCUGAUUUGUUUAACAGGAGUCGACGAAAUUCUAACACCUGGGAGGAUAAUAUUAAAGAAUCAGAUAACAAAGUAACAAAUGAAAUGAAAAAUCGUACAAUGACACUCGAUCCACGAUUACUAAGAGGCAAACGAGGACCUCGCGAUUAUUUUUCCCUGGGAAGUUUUGGAAGUCUAGGUAGACGCAAAUGCUCUACUUUUUAUGAAGAUACUGAAAUUUCUGGAUCGCCUUCAGAUUCUGAUUUUAAAAUUCCAUCAUCUGAAGAUGAACAGCAAAUAGAACCAGCAAUUCAAAAAAUAAAACAAUUCAAUAAUCGAGCAUUUGAUAUAAUAAAUGAAUCAGAAGAUGGAAAUUCAAAUGAAGAUGAAAAUCAAAAGGAAAUUAUUGAUAAUAAACCAAAGUAUCCAAAGAGAUCAGAAAGUAAAAAUUCACUUUGGCUUGAAUAUGGUUGUGCUUAAUUAAUUAAUAAGGAGUUUUUUUUUUAUUCUCUCGAAUGGCAAUAUAGAUUUUUUUUUAAUGAACUUGGAUUUGGUUUAUCUAAGUAAUUCAGUAUUAAUAUUAUAUUAUUUUAUUUACAUUUAAUUACUGAUGUUUCGUGUUAAAUUUAUUAAUAAUUAAUAAUUUAUUUCUAUUUAUAAUUUAAAUCCAAAAAAAUGUGAAAUUAUUUUUAGAGUCGGAAGAGAAUUUUUUUUAUACAACGUUCUAUUUUAUCGACGAUAAUUAUUAACUUCAGUGUAUGUCUUCAUUUUGAGAGGUCUCUGUUGUCACCUUUUCACGAUAAACGUCAGGUCAGUUAUAAUUUUUCAUAAAAAAAAAAUUUAUUUUUUAAAAGCUAUUUAAUUUUAAGGAUAUACAAUGUUUUAUUAUGUGAUUGUAAAAUUUAAUUAAAAAAUAUACAUAUUUUUCAAAUAAUAA